Molecule: messenger RNA, 423 nt
Organism: Encephalitozoon intestinalis ATCC 50506
Lineage: Eukaryota; Fungi; Microsporidia; Unikaryonidae
Product: 40S ribosomal protein S23
Exons: 1
Coding region: 1-423 (140 amino acids)
Biological process (GO): translation
Cellular component (GO): ribosome; cytosolic small ribosomal subunit
Molecular function (GO): structural constituent of ribosome
Source: RefSeq, a predicted model, not a curated record
AUGCCAGGGCUAUUUGCUGCCAACAAUCUGAUAAAGAGCAGAAAGGCCAAGAGACUAGCCGAUACUACUUACAGAAAGCGAGCCCUUGGGACAAAGUACAAGCAUAGUGUGCUUGGAAGAGCCCCACAAGCAAAGGCCAUCGUUCUGGAAAAGAUUGGAGUGGAAGCCAAACAACCAAACUCUGCUAUAAGAAAGGCUGUUAGGUGCCAACUGAUUGCCACUGGAAAGAAGAUAACGGCAUUCGUGCCCUAUGACGGAUCGGUUACAUACAUCGAAAGCAAUGAUGAGGUAACCGUAGAAGGAUUUGGUAAAAAGGGAAGAAGUUUUGGAGAUAUUCCUGGAAUUCGGUUCAAAGUCUGCAAAGUACAGAAUGUGUCUUUGCAUGCAAUAUUUACAGGAAAGAAGGAAAAGCCUUCAAGAUAA